Messenger RNA from Desarmillaria tabescens, 1434 nucleotides. RefSeq names its product vitamin B6 photo-protection and homoeostasis-domain-containing protein. The record is from RefSeq and is a predicted model, not a curated record. The coding region runs from base 1 to 1434 and encodes 477 amino acids. The transcript is spliced from 5 exons. NCBI's taxonomy places the organism in Eukaryota, Fungi, Basidiomycota, Agaricomycetes, Agaricales, Physalacriaceae.
AUGGCAAUCCGGAUUGUAGAGAGAGAUGACGGAGGGCGGCUUCACUAUAUUGACAUUAUCGAUGACGAGGUACGAGUUUCUUUACUUCUCCUGCUCUCGGGUCUAAGCCCGGUAAAGAUAACAGUAAAGGCGGAUUCUGGUGGCAGCAAGCCGCUGCCAUUCGCCGCAAUACUCUCAAAGGUCUUUUUGCCCGCUGGAUACCCCGACAGUGUCACUCCUGUUGUUUGCAGGUAUCAAGUGUUCAAUGCGCUUCAAGCGUUUUGCAGCUCGCUCGCCAGUUUACUGUCAUCCAGAGCGGUGUUGGAGGGUUUUGGCGUUGGAGACCCAUCAGCUUCCGCUACGAAUGCUCUCCUUCUCAGUGUCGUUCUGGACUUCUUCAGUCGAAUGACCACCAUUGUAUCUGCCUAUUUUAUCGGUACCUCCUUGGUUCCCGAAUCAAAGACCUACCGAUUCCUCGCGGACAUUCUGAAUGAUGGUGCAAUCGUCUUGGAGACCCUGAUACCUAUCUUCGUAGCAGCCUCGAAACAUGGUCUGCCCUCACUACGCGUUCCAGCUCUAUGUUUAAGCGCGUCACUUCGGUCCUUGUGUGGAGUAGCUGCGGGAGGCUCCAAAGCCGCUAUCAGCCUUCACUUUGCCACUCCUGUAAGCGGCAAAGGUGACCUGGGAGAUUUGAAUGCUAAGGACGCGAGCAAAGAAACUGUUUUGGCCCUUAUGGGUAUGCUGAUCGGCACUUUGAUAGUCCCUCACAUUACGACGCCUACGUCAACGUAUACGAUGCUCUUCACUUUGGUCUCCCUACAUCUCGCACUCAAUUAUUACGGCGUUCGGGGACUUGCGCUUAGGACCUUGAACCGUCAAAGAGCUAGCUUCUUGUGGUCUACGUUCCGGCAGACCAAGAAUGUCCCGUCUCCUACAGAAGUCUCGAAAAACGAAGACAUCUUUGCGAACUCAAGUAUUUUGAAGGAUGUCACGACUGAACGGGUUUUGGGAUCAUGCACAUUUGCGUCCAAUGGCUUCGGACACAUUCUCGCGACCGGUCAUGGAAUUCCGCCCUUCGAUCUUUUCAAAACUGAGCAGUAUGUCCUAUGGUUCGAUCGUACCUGCACAAGCAACUCGGGUAAAGAACUGAGGGGCAGUGUUCUGCACAUGUACAUUGUUUUGAAGAAGGGACAUGGGGCUUUGGAUCAUUUGAAGGCGUGGGUCCACGCAUAUGAAGUAGGGAAGCUUCUGGCAGAAUAUCCAGAAACCACAGAUCCGACCACGGCGCUCUGUGUGUCCUACGCCAGCGUAGUGGAACAUUUACCGUUAUUUCUGACGGAACUAGCUGAAAAGACGUGGAUAGUGGAAGAGGGUGGCUUGGUGACAACCUUGCCUCGAAAGUUAUUGGUAGAGGCAGAUGUUACUUUCGAUGGAGAGCGUCGGAAAGACCAAUAA